UCUGAAGGCGGAAGUUUGGUUUUAAAACGAAAAGUGAAACAGCAUUGAAUUAUGGGAUGUCCCAAAAUACAACAAACAUUAAAAUUGACAGACGUUUAAUAAAACCCAGGCUCAUCGCUUUUAAUAUUUCUUCCGGUUAAACAGUGUAACGGUGCCGCUGUUAGAGUUAAAGGUGUUUUGUGUGUUUGCAGAAAUCAGCCAUCCGUCAUGAUCAAAAUCUUCAUUUUCGCUUUUCUGUACGCGCUGGCACACGGUGUACAGGUUGCAGAUGUGGUGUUGUCCUGCUCCUUCAUUGAGGAGGGGGGAGGAAUGACUGGAGCGCUUUUCAAACGUUCCCCUGCCACUAUGGUCCUAAGGGACCUUCCUAUGAACUCUGACCUCUCACCAGAAACCAUCACCCCCUAUGUCCCUCCUGACACCCCUAACGCUGAUGACCUUAUUUUUGAGGUCACAGCUUCAUCAGUGGAGAUUCCUGAUGCAGAGUUUCUUCUCCAUGCUGACUGUAAUGAACAGGAAGUCGUUUGUGAAUUGAGUCAUUACAUCCCUCGAGGAUCAAAACCGGAUUCUGUACCUACUUAUUUCAUCGCCUCAGUCCAGCUUGAAGGUGGCGGGGUCAGCUUCACUCUGGUGCUACAGACGAUGGCCGAUGAGAAUGCAGAAUCAAGUACUGCAUCACUAAUGCAGAGCAAACUUCAGCUUCCUCUCAGCCAGUGGGGAACUCUGAUCACAGAUGCUGUGUUUGUGGUGUUCUCUCGCUCACCUUCCAUUGCAGUCCCUAUAGGAGAAGACACUGUAUUAAAUUGUGGUUAUAGGCAAAGGGACACCCCUACAGAGCAGAAUGUGGGUCUUGAGUGGCGCUGGCAGUAUAAAGGACAUGGGAAGACCAUUCUGAAUAUGAAAGAGACUGACGCAGGAACAUUUGCAGUAGAAGUGAAUCGAGAUGGAGCGAGUGCAAACUCAACUCUGCUAAUUAGUGAUGGAAAUGCAUCACUGACCAUGGAUAAGUUAAAGGUCACAGAUGAGGGCACAUACAUCUGCACCAUUACCUCUGGACCCUUUCAGACCCAGCAAAUUGUUCAGCUAAACAUAUUACAACCUCCCAAAGUUUUUUUCUCAGAAAACAAAAUAAAAUUUCAAGAUGAGUCACCACAGAGACUGACUUGUCACUGUCAGCGUUACUACCCUCUAGAUGUAACGGUGGAGUGGUUUUCUCAGCUCUCUUCAGAGACUGAGAGCCUCUCCCUGACAGAGGGAGUCUCUCUUUCCAGCCAUCGGCAGCACAGUGAUGGGACGUUCUCUCUCUCAUCCUUCCUUAUCGUCCGCCCAUCUGAACACCCUCCUGGCACUGUGUUCACCUGCAGGGUCUCUCACGUUGCUCUGCAAACUCCCAGUGACAUUACCCUGACAGUAGUCACACCUGAGCCAGAUCAACUGGCAGGGGAAUAUUAUUGGAUGAUUCUGGUGACACUGGUUUUGUCAAUAAUGUUUUUAUAUCAAGCAUCAAGAUAGGUACUGAAGAGCUUAAUGGACGUCAUGGUGGCUCAGCAGGUAGAGCCUCAGAACUCCAGGACCUGAGGGUUCAUCCAGAGCUGAGGUUACACUCUGUGCAUUUGCACUUCCUCUUGUUUUUGUGUGGGUUUCCUCUAGUUUCCUCCAGUGUGUGUAUGUGUGUUUCCAAUGGACUGUAAAAUGGCUACUGAUGUAAAAUUGCAAAUGAGCUAUUUACUUUUGUAAUGAGUAUGUAUGGGUGUACAUGUAAAACUGAUUUAAGUUAAAAUGUGAACACUGUAAAUAUAUACAUUAAAGAUCAAAAGUUGGACCCUCA
Neoarius graeffei (lesser salmon catfish) is the source of this 1825-nucleotide messenger RNA. RefSeq names its product TAP binding protein like (gene tapbpl). Bases 208 to 1509 code for a protein of 433 amino acids. The record is from RefSeq and is a predicted model, not a curated record. Gene Ontology annotation, cellular component: membrane. Gene Ontology annotation, biological process: antigen processing and presentation of endogenous peptide antigen via MHC class I. The transcript is spliced from 9 exons. NCBI's taxonomy places the organism in Eukaryota, Metazoa, Chordata, Actinopteri, Siluriformes, Ariidae.